AUGCCCUCCAAACAAGGCCAACCAGGUCGGAAACCCUUCCUCCUGGCACCCUACGUCUUCGGCAUCCAAACAGUCCCCCUCUUGGCAAGCGGAAUCUACACCCUCCUAUAUCCCGCAGCCGCAGCAUCUCUCCCGGAUUCACCCUUACAAGGACUAAGCAAUGGCACCAUUCAAGCACUGAGCUUGACAUCCCUAUCACUGGGCUCAUUCUACGCAAUCGCGUCCUACCAGAAUAACAUCCCUAUGAUGAUUGCGGCAGUUCCGGGUCGGCUUCUGGCUAUGGUCGUGUUUCAUCGGAGUGGUGGGGGGUGGAAGAGUGUUGCUCCUUUUGAGGGUGUGAUGGGCCUUUUGACGGCUUUCGGAUUGUGGUGGGAUUGGCGUGGUUUUGGUGUGAAGGAUGAGAAAGAGGAGUGA
Messenger RNA from Penicillium subrubescens, 414 nucleotides. RefSeq lists its product as uncharacterized. The transcript is spliced from 2 exons. NCBI's taxonomy places the organism in Eukaryota, Fungi, Ascomycota, Eurotiomycetes, Eurotiales, Aspergillaceae. The record is from RefSeq and is a predicted model, not a curated record. Bases 1 to 414 code for a protein of 137 amino acids.